CUAGGGAACAGUGAGCAGCCAGUGAAGCAUCCAGCCUGCCGAACAAGCCUGCUUUUAGGGUCAGGAACUGGUCUGACAAGAGAAUGGCAAUCCUGCUGCCUUUAAACUGUCACUAGGACCCGGGGCGGAAGACGAUGAAUCCACCAGAGGUUUUGGCUCACAGGCGAAACACGGACCGAGAGAAUGUGAAGACAUAUUUCAGGAUAUUGUGAGUGCUACUAAAGAUGUCUGAUAGUGUCGAUAUUGAAGAGAAACCACCAGCCCCUCCCUUGAGAAUGAACAGUAGUUCCCGAGACUCUUCAUCAGUGAAUCCCGCCUCUAAACCGCUUCCAAUGGCUCCCGAAGAGAAAAUCAAGAAGGUGCGCCUGCGCUCCAUCUUCCCCGGAGGAGAUAAGACAAACAAGAAGAAGGAGAAGGAGCGUCCCGAGAUAUCCCUUCCCUCCGACUUUGAACACACCAUCCAUGUUGGCUUUGAUGCUGUAACAGGAGAAUUCACAGGCAUCCCUGAGCAAUGGGCGCGCCUCCUACAGACCUCCAACAUCACCAAACUGGAGCAGAAGAAGAACCCACAGGCCGUAUUGGACGUCCUCAAGUUCUAUGACUCCAAAGAGACCGUCAACAACCAGAAGUACAUGAGCUUCACCUCAGGAGACAAGUCAGCACAUGGGUACAUAGCAGCAAACACUCUGAAUCGACUGCUGUCAUCUGGGCCUCCCGUCAGCCUUAGAACCUGCAGCGCAUUAUUUGACAAGGGUGCCAAAACAUCAACUUCAGAGCCCCCGAUUGCUCCGCCUGUGUCAGAAGAGGAGGAUGAAGAGGAGGAAGAAGAGGAGGAGGAGGAGGAAGAUGAUGACGACGACGACGACGAACUGCCGCCGGUCAUUGCGCCUCGACCUGAGCACACCAAAUCUAUCUACACGCGCUCAGUCAUGGACCCCCCCAAGCCUCCCACUCCCAUCAAAGAGGUUGUGACGCCACCCGAGUCGCAGGUCCAGCCCGACAACACAUCGAACACAAUGUAUCGCAACACAGACCGCCAGAGGAAGAAGUCCAAAAUGACGGAUGAGGAGAUCUUGGAGAGACUCAACUCAGGGAGUAUUGUGAGUGUCGGGGAUCCCAAGAAGAAGUACACACGCUUUGAGAAAAUAGGACAAGGAGCUUCUGGCACUGUGUAUACCGCCAUCGACAUAGCAACAGGCCAAGAGGUGGCCAUCAAGCAGAUGAACCUGCAGCAGCAACCCAAGAAGGAGCUGAUCAUCAAUGAGAUCUUAGUGAUGAGGGAAAACAAAAACUCUAAUAUAGUCAACUACCUGGACAGUUACUUGGUAGGAGAUGAACUCUGGGUGGUGAUGGAGUAUUUGGCUGGUGGUUCGUUGACAGAUGUUGUGACCGAGACCUGCAUGGAUGAGGGCCAAAUAGCAGCAGUUUGCAGAGAGUGUCUUCAAGCGCUGGAUUUCCUCCACUCCAACCAGGUGAUCCACAGAGACAUAAAAAGUGACAACAUCCUUUUGGGUAUGGAUGGAUCUGUCAAGCUGACCGACUUUGGCUUCUGCGCCCAGAUAACUCCAGAGCAGAACAAGCGCAGCACGAUGGUGGGAACGCCCUACUGGAUGGCACCAGAGGUGGUGACCCGAAAGGCGUACGGCCCAAAAGUGGAUAUCUGGUCUUUGGGAAUCAUGGCCAUAGAAAUGGUGGAGGGGGAACCCCCAUACCUGAAUGAGAAUCCACUCAGAGCCUUGUAUCUGAUAGCUACCAACGGGACACCAGAGCUCCAGAACCCGGAAAGACUGUCCUCCGUUUUCAGAGACUUUCUCAAUCGCUGCCUGGAGAUGGACGUGGACCGCAGGGGUUCUGCCAAGGAGCUGCUUCAGCAUUCAUUCCUCAAGCUGGCCAAGCCUCUGUCCAGCCUGACGCCUCUGAUUGUAGCUGCCAAGGAAGCCAUAAAGAACAGCAGUCGCUAGGGGGCACCCUCUGUCCUCACCCAAGGCUGGACCCCUGCCCGAUGCGGGCUUCUUGUGUCUUUGCAGGCUGGGUGAUGUGACGGCACAAAGCGAUUGGGGGGCCAAGUGGAGCUCCGAGACUCCCCUUCACGACCCCCUUCACCCUCCCCACUCACAUAAGUAGGACGGACGUCGGCCUUGCAGCCUCCCUGUGCUGCUAAAAAAGACACAUUUGUGUACGUCUGCAGCACUCAUGUACGUGUUGGGCAGUCCAUCACUAGAGCGUGUACAAGUAUGCGUGUGUGGGUGUGUGUGAGUGUCUGCGAGUAUGCACAUCUGUCUAGUUUCUGUGGGGGGGGGAUAGUUGCUUCCAAACCAAAAAAGGAGGAAAAUAAACACCCUCAAAGAAGAGCUUUUGAUGGACUUUCCUCUUGUGACAGUGUUGUGCUCGAACAGGCCACGCCCACACCUGGAGUCACUGUGCUCACAUGACUCUGUGUGUGUGUGUGUGUGCGUGUGCGCGCGCGUGUCUGUGUGUGUGUGUGUGUGUGUGUGUGUGUGUGUGUGUUGGUGCAGUUACAGCAGGAAAACCAGGGUUAAUUUAACCUAAUUAUUCGUCCUGCUUCGUUUUAGAGUUGAUCUUAGUCGCUUGUUUAGCGCAUCAGGCCAGAAUUUGGUUCCCAUUUCCAACAACGCACACACAAAUAUUUAAUAUUGAAUAUUGCCAAAAGAUUUUAUUUAUGGCCGUCAAAACGUUGCAUUAACAGCGGUGACUAAUUUAUUUAAUUAGUGACAAGGCGCAUUCACAGACACUCCAAACAUGCUGGACGUCGAUGAGUAACAAGCACUAGUCGGCUCAUUCAAGCAAUCUUCUAUAUUCUACACAAAAAAGCAAUUUAAUUGCGUAGGAUAACAUUUUAUUGUUACGGUACUGCGUUUGGAAAUUGCACUGCUGUUCUAACUACCUGCAACUCCAGCUUCUAGCGUAGUUCAGAGGAAUCGCAGAGAGGCAUUGCAAAGAGGCGGGCGGAUGAUAUCAUGGUGUGUAGUAUGUUUUAGCAUGAUUUCAAUUUUCAGUUCGUUUGGAGCUGUUCAUAAACAUACAGUAUUGUAAACAUAUAUAAUCCUGUUCUGUCAUGAUCUCAGUGAAAAUGGGCAUGUCUCUGAAAUAGUUACAAAUGGUUAAUGACUUAAUUUAUAUGCCGUGAUUAAUCUGAUUAAAAAUCGUAAUCAUUUGAUACCCCUAAUUGCUGUAUAUCGUGUUUCCUCUUUCUCUGACAUUCUUCUUAAACAUUAACAUUGAAUACUAAACCCUCCCUAACAGCAUACGUCAUUUAUUUUAAAAUACAGUGUGUACACAUGACAUGAGCAGCAGCAUUGUUAUUGUGCUUUUGAGAAUUCCUUGUUAAUAUUCCUUAAAAAUGUACAUCAAAGUCAUUAUUACAUUGGAACAUGCUUUUAAAAUCAAACGUCUUGUCUUUUUCAGGCUUUAUAUAGUUUGGUGAAUAUCCCUGCUAAUACUGUCCGUCUGCGGAUUUCAUUGCAUUGGUAGCUUUUCCCCAUGUAACUACACCAACAAGUGUGUGUGUGUGUGUGUGUGUGUGUGUGUUGUUGUCUUCCAACCCAUGACGUCCCACCUUAGAAAAAGCCUUUCGCCCUAUUGGUUGUGUGCGCGUGUGUGUGAGGGCUACCUCAGUCCGCAGGCGUCCAAUCCUCGACCCUGACAACAGAGGUGCAGGGUAGCUGCUCACUCCCAUUUUUGUACGUCCACUGUACAGGUCCGCCAGACGAAGGAGUGAUGCGACACACAGGUCAUGCAUGUGAAUCAACCAACAACACUGUAUCUCAUCAUUCACAUAGGCUAAGAUUGCUAGGAUAUGUAUGUAUGUAUGUAAAUAUAUUCACCAACCCCCACCUUUUUAUGAUUUUUUUGCAAUUUUAUGUAACUUAAAGUAAUAUUCAGGUUGCUUUCUGGUAUGUAUCAGUAAAUGUUUUUGCACCCUGCAAACGGAACAAGAGAAGAUCACACACACUUCAGUCUUUGGGACACUCUUCUUUAUGUGGACCGAUGAGUGCUGCACUGACUAACACUGUGAGAGUGUUAGUUGUUCGUGUGUUUGCGCGUGCCUGAGAGGACGCUUUGAGCAAAAAGGCGCCAGCCCCGUGGGAACUCAUGUACAGGUGCAGACUGUGAGCACAAAAAGGUGAAGUUGGGGAACCAAGUGGCACUUCCCAUGUGUCCUGACCGCCACCACCCCCCUUUUCUGUGGUUGCUCCUGUACAUUCCUGUCCUCUGAAUGUGUCAAUCUGUACACGUGGUGUGAAAAUUCCUCUAUUAAUGUGUAUCAAGAGAAUGGAACAAAGACAAAAAAUGUUACUUUUUAAAUUAUUAUCAUUAUUACUCUGACUCUUAUUAUUGUCUAGCUUUGUAAAACUGCUGAUCCAUGCGGCGUACGUCAGCAGGCUGCCCCCCCCAACCCCCACCCCCACCCUCCUCCACCUGCCCCGCCUUUGAAAAAGGACAAAAUGAGCGAUGGGGAAAUGAGGUUUUGGAUAAACUAUUUUUAAUUGUGGUUGAAGCAAUAGACUUUUUGAACUUUGAAUUGUGCAUGGCUGUGUCUUGAGUGUAAAAAAAAAAUAUUGCAAUUUGGGAACUGGACUGAAAUAAAAAGAGGAAACAAGAUUUGCUGUAAUGCGUCACGGUUACCUGUUUAAACUACAGAUGCUCCGAUCGGGUUUUAUGUUCCCGAUUCCGAUCAUCCAUGAGUGAGAACGGCCGAUACCAAUCGCAUGGAUUAACUGUACAUUUUUCUAUUAUGAGUGGUAUUGGCCAGCGGUGCUGUUAAGCACCGUUAGACAAUUCCAAGGCCCCCUGGCAAGUAGUCAUGAUUAAAAAAUGUCUUUUUGCCUUUAUUUGUGCGAAACAAUUUUUGUGCUAUUUGACACAAACCUGAAUUUAAUUAAUGUGAUGCCAUCAUUUUCUAUGCCGCUUAUCCUAAUUAGGGCCGCAGGGGUAUGCUGGAGCCUAUCCCAGCUGACUUCGGGCGAGAGGUGGUGUACUGUACGCCAUGGACCGCUCGCCCGCCAAUCGCAGGGGCACAUAUAGACAUUCACACUCACAUUCAUAC
Messenger RNA from Dunckerocampus dactyliophorus (ringed pipefish), 5068 nucleotides. Its product is annotated as serine/threonine-protein kinase PAK 3. The record is from RefSeq and is a predicted model, not a curated record. The transcript is spliced from 16 exons. The coding region runs from base 225 to 1961 and encodes 578 amino acids. Lineage: Eukaryota; Metazoa; Chordata; Actinopteri; Syngnathiformes; Syngnathidae. Gene Ontology annotation, molecular function: ATP binding; protein serine/threonine kinase activity. Gene Ontology annotation, cellular component: cytoplasm. Gene Ontology annotation, biological process: intracellular signal transduction; regulation of actin cytoskeleton organization; regulation of MAPK cascade.